AUGACCUCCCUCAAACAGUUCAUCCGUAACGUCCGGUCCGCAAAGACAAUUGCAGAUGAGCGAGCCGUCGUACAAAAGGAGAGUGCCGCGAUUCGGGCCUCCUUUCGAGAGGAAAGCCAUGACUCGAACGUCCGGAGAAACAAUGUUGCCAAAUUGCUAUAUCUUUUCACAUUAGGAGAACGUACACAUUUCGGUCAGAUCGAAUGCCUGAAACUGCUCGCAUCUCCACGGUUCGCCGACAAGCGUUUGGGAUAUUUGGGAACAAUGCUUCUGUUGGAUGAGAAUCAGGAAGUCUUGACUCUAGUGACCAAUUCUCUGAAGAAUGACUUAAACCAUUCCAACCAAUAUAUCGUCGGCCUCGCCCUGUGCACGUUGGGAAACAUUGCGUCCGUUGAGAUGUCUCGAGACUUGUUCACUGAAGUGGAAUCUUUAGUCACCACGGCCAACCCCUAUAUUCGACGCAAAGCGGCGUUAUGUGCCAUGCGUAUCUGCCGAAAAGUCCCCGACUUGCAAGAACACUUUUUGGAGAAAGCCAAGAUGCUGUUGUCUGAUCGCAAUCACGGAGUCCUACUUUGCGCCUUGACAUUAGCUAUCGACCUUUGUGAACAUGCAGAGGAACUCGAUGAAGGCGCAGAAGACGUUGUUGAAAGUUUCCGUCCCUUGGCAGGCCCUCUGGUCAAGGUCCUCAAGGGCUUGACGACAUCAGGAUAUGCUCCCGAGCAUGAUGUUUCCGGCGUGACUGAUCCGUUCUUGCAGGUCAAGAUUCUUCGUUUCUUGCGUGUACUGGGAAGAGGGGAUGCAACCACGAGUGAGCUCAUCAACGAUAUCCUUGCUCAGGUAGCCACGAACACUGAGUCGUCGAAGAAUGUCGGUAAUGCAAUCUUAUACGAAGCGGUCCUUACGAUCUUGGAUAUAGAAGCCGACUCCGGAUUGAGGGUGUUAGGUGUCAAUAUACUGGGCAAAUUCCUUGCAAAUAAAGACAACAAUAUCCGAUACGUUGCGCUUAAUACGCUCAUCAAAGUGGUCGCCGUCGAACCCAAUGCAGUACAAAGACAUCGAAACACUAUACUUGACUGCUUGCGCGAUCCCGAUAUCAGUAUCCGUCGACGAGCGCUCGACUUGAGCUUCACAUUGAUCAACGAGGGUAACGUUCGCGUCCUUGUUCGUGAACUAUUGGCUUUCCUGGAGGUUGCCGAUAACGAAUUCAAGCCUGCAAUGACGUCCCAGAUCGGUAUCGCCGCAGAUCGGUUUGCUCCUAAUAAGCGAUGGCAUGUUGAUACUAUGCUUCGAGUGUUGAAACUUGCUGGUGGUUAUGUCAAGGAACAGAUUUUAUCGUCAUUUGUCCGUCUUAUUGCUACAACGCCCGACUUGCAGACCUACGCUGCGCAGAAGCUGUACUCUUCAUUGAAAUCUGAUAUAACCCAAGAAGGGUUGACACUUGCUGCUGCAUGGGUUAUUGGUGAAUAUGGAGAUGCUCUUCUACAAGGUGGUCAAUAUGAAGAGGAGGAACUGGUCAAGGAAGUUCAUGAGAGCGACAUUAUGGAUCUGUUCACCAACAUCCUCAAUAGCACGUAUGCUACCCAAGUCGUCACCGAAUAUAUAACUACGGCGGUCAUGAAGCUCUCUGUUCGGAUGUCAGACCCAUCUCAAGUGGAGCGAGUCCGACGGUUCCUGGCCAGCCGCACCUCUGACUUGAACGUGGAAGUGCAGCAGCGAGCUGUUGAAUAUAGUAAUCUGUUCGGAUAUGACCAAAUCCGCCGUGGAGUGCUGGAGCGAAUGCCACCACCAGAGAUCCGAGAGGAGCAAAGAGUGCUUGGAGAGCCAACCAACAAGAGACAAAGUCGGAUGCUCAAGGACAAAUCCAAGAAAUCUGUCAAGCAGUCUGAGGAUAUGCUUCUCGACCUUAUUGGUGGUUCUGAUGUCCCAACGGUCUCCAGUCCCACAGGCGCGAAUGGCGUAUCUACGAACACCGCAGAUCUGCUGGCGGAUAUCCUUGGUGGAAACGGUACAGCAUCACCCGCUCCCCCAGCAGCCCCAUCCAACACCGCCGCUAUAAUGGACCUCUUCGGUUCGAAUGGCACGCCACCACCAGCACGUCCCCAAACACAGUCACCCUUACCCACGACUGCUUCCCAGGAUCUUCUCGGAGGUCUCGGUGGUCUAACAACCUCUACUCCUCCCCCUGCUGCUGCUGCUGGAGGCCACACAGCAUUCAAUAAGAACGAUCUAGUCCUUACAUUACAAGUACAACGAAACGCCAGCGGGUCUGGUGCCCAAAUCCUUGCACGAUUCCGUAACCAGUCUGAUUUCACGCGCAUAACGAGUGUGGGACUUCAAGCGGCAGUUCCCAAGAGUCAGCGAUUGCAGUUGAGUGCUAUCACCAAGGCGGAUCUAAGUGGGGGAGAGGAAGGAACCCAGGCCUUGAGGAUUGCUGCUGUUAGUGGGGCACUACCACCUAAACUCCGACUACGUCUCCGUGUUACAUAUGGCAAGGAUGGAGCGAGUCCGGUUACCGAACAGGUUGACUGGACCGAGCCAUGA
This is a messenger RNA of Talaromyces marneffei, 2541 nucleotides long. RefSeq lists its product as uncharacterized. The record is from RefSeq and is a predicted model, not a curated record. Gene Ontology annotation, biological process: receptor-mediated endocytosis; Golgi to vacuole transport; intracellular protein transport. The coding region runs from base 1 to 2541 and encodes 846 amino acids. NCBI's taxonomy places the organism in Eukaryota, Fungi, Ascomycota, Eurotiomycetes, Eurotiales, Trichocomaceae. Gene Ontology annotation, molecular function: clathrin-cargo adaptor activity. Gene Ontology annotation, cellular component: membrane coat; Golgi apparatus; AP-1 adaptor complex. The transcript is spliced from 5 exons.